AUGACGAUGAACGCGCCGAUGAGGAGAAUGAGAUCGAGCGAGAUUGUGAUGGAUGGAGCGCCUAAAGACUCUGAUCGGACUGUUUUCGUCGGAAACCUUUCUCAAGACGUCGAUGAAGUGAUCUUGUAUGAGCUAUUCACACAGGUUGGACCUGUUGAGAGGAUCACACUUCCCUUGCACGAUGAUCCAGGCAGUGACAGAGUAUCUCACAAAGGAUACGCGUUCGUACAGUUUGCAGACGGGAAAGUGAAUUCUGCAAGGCAUUCGGUGGUGUACGCGAUGAAGGUGAUGAACGACAUCUAUCUGUACGGGCAGCGGAUUAGGGUAUCGAGAAGCAACAGCCGUGCCGGCACACAGGAUGAAAGUUUGUUGGAACCUCCUCUCCUUCCGGGAGAUGCUGCGAUGGUCGAGAUAUGA
Guillardia theta CCMP2712 is the source of this 417-nucleotide messenger RNA. RefSeq lists its product as hypothetical. The coding region runs from base 1 to 417 and encodes 138 amino acids. The transcript has 6 exons. Gene Ontology annotation, molecular function: RNA binding. NCBI's taxonomy places the organism in Eukaryota, Cryptophyceae, Pyrenomonadales, Geminigeraceae. The record is from RefSeq and is a predicted model, not a curated record.